UUCAUCGCCUUAGCUUGUUCUCCAUUUAAAAAAAAAGAAGUUUUUCUCCAUUUACAAUAUUUAAACAGAUCAUUGAAAAACCUUGGAAAAUGACCCCUGGAGUUUCCAGUUGUCAGUACACUGAAAAUCCUCGGUCCAUCUCCUUUUCUGGAUCAGGGUUCCUGGCCACCUACCAGUUAGGCGUCGCCCAGUGCUUCCUGCAUUAUGCACCCUGGAUAGUACACUGCGCACCGAGCAUCCUUGGCUCAUCUGCUGGUUCUCUGGUAGCAGCUGCUGUGGUUUGUGAAAUGAAUCUAAUUACCAUUCGGGAUGAGAUGAUUCAUUUCGCCAAGGAAGUGAAGUCUUUCACCCUUGGACCACUGAACCCCUCGAUCAAGUUUUUUCACUGGCUGGAAUGUAUUUUAAACAAGCAUCUCCCGUCUAAUGCGCACCAACUGGCCAACGGUCGCCUUGCUGUUACCAUGACCCGUCUGACGGAUGGCGAGCAAAUUCUCAUGUCUGAUUUUGACUCCAAAGAAGAUGUAGUACAGGCACUGCUUUGUAGCUGUUUUUUGCCUGGUUACUGUGGUUUUGUACCUCCAUCAUUCAAAGGAGUAUUCUAUUUGGAUGGUGGCUUAAGCGGCAUUCAGCCUUUAGCGCCUGGAUCCUCCAGUCGCACACUGACCGUGUGCCCGUUUUCUGGAGAGAGUGACAUCUGCCCUGGCGACGCACCAUGUAGGCUGGACGUUGUAACGUGUGGUGCCACUUUAAAGGGCAAUUUGGACAACAGCUUCAGGUUCAUCAAUGCCAUUUACCCAACUUUGGAGAAUAUUGAGGAAGCCUUUCACAGCGGCUACAGAGAUGCUGUUCAUUUCCUUCAGAGUAAUGGGCCACUUAGCGUUAAUCAGAAUAUCACAUGGCUUCAUCUGGAAACCAUGAAAGAUGAAGAGGAGAGGAAGAAGCUGGAAAACGGGACGACCGAGCUGACAUCUUUUAUAGACAACGGAACCAUUCAGAUGAGCGACUCUACCACACAGGAACAAUAUCCUCCUCUCCACUUUGAUACUGUGAAAAACGUGUUGCUGAGCAACGUGAUGACUUAUCUGAACAUGUUUGGACUCCCUGCAAGAAUCCUAUUCUACCUGCUCCUGCCCCUCAUGCUGUUUUAUUAUGCUGUGCUGCAGAACAGGGACAGGCUGGAGUUGCUGUUCAAGCAGAUGCCUGAGCUUCUUCUUUUGACUUGGCACACCAUGAGAGUUUUCACCUUUUUCUUUUUCGAAGGAGCCGUCUCUACCUUCAAGAAGAACAUAAAUGAAAACAUCAUGCCGGUGGCCUGGGUGCUGUGGCAGAAAGACCAGGCACAGUCUGAGGCGUCACAAGGCCGGAGGCCGCCGUCGUCUUUCAAUGAGUUUUCUUCACGUUCAGAGAACGCCAGUGAAAGAUCAUCUCCGGUUUACAAGAAACCCAAAAAACAGUCUUUGUGAAAUACUGUUGUAAACAAGUGAAGUGCAGAUUUAACAUGUUCUAAAGUGUUGAAGAGUUUACAGGAUUGUGAUUUAUGAAAGCUGAGUAAAAUAUCUGUAUCUAUGUUUUCAUACCUGUGAAAUUGUCUUGCUGAGGCAGUGGAGUGCAGACCUUCAUAGUUGGCAUAGUUUUGUCAUUAUUGGUUCUUUAACACUCAACGUUGUCCUGGAUGUAGAAUCCUUUAAAGCAGCGGUCUCCAACCUUUUCUGCACCACGGACCGGUUUAUGCCCGACAAUAUUUUAAUGGACCGGCCUUUAAGGUGUCGCGGAUAAAUACAACAAAAUAA
This is a messenger RNA of Neolamprologus brichardi, 1790 nucleotides long. RefSeq names its product patatin-like phospholipase domain containing 1 (gene pnpla1). The record is from RefSeq and is a predicted model, not a curated record. Lineage: Eukaryota; Metazoa; Chordata; Actinopteri; Cichliformes; Cichlidae. Gene Ontology annotation, biological process: lipid homeostasis; triglyceride catabolic process. Gene Ontology annotation, cellular component: lipid droplet; membrane; cytoplasm. Gene Ontology annotation, molecular function: triacylglycerol lipase activity.